GAAAAACAUCUAUGGGACACACUCGAGAAGGACGACGUCAAUAAAUACUCAAAACAAUUCAUACAAAUCUCUUUAUUAGCAUAUUUGCUCCCUCCAAAAGCAGGCGUUGUACGGAAAGGGAAUGAGAUUUGGAAACCAAGUUGUCCAGAGAGUCAACGUGGUAUGGUUGCUUACGUCCGAACAUCAGAUGACAUUCUAUCCAGUCACGACCAAUUAGUCGACCAAAUGCAUCAGUAUGGAUUAAAAGUUCAGCCGUACAUCAUUGGACAAGGAGCUACUUUGGAAAGUGUGAGCAAUUUUUAUGUAAUAGUUGAUAAAGUGCGUUACCAGUUCGACUCGCCGUUAAAGGCAUUAGAUAUUUGUUUUAAGAUUUUUUUUGCAUGUCAUGCAGAAUACCCCCCACAAUCACGACAAAUUUGGUUUUUUUUGCAAUUAGCAUUAUAUAAAUUCACAACCCCCUACGAUACGAAAUACCCCCAUCUUGCCAGAAUUUUGAAACACUUCAAGUGAUUUGUUAAUGUCGCAACAUAUAGUAUUAUCAAUUAUUAAUUUUUAGCAGAAAAAGUGCGUUUCAUUAUAUAUUAUAUUCUUUAUAUUUUUGUUGGUAUCUGACCCUUAUGUAUAAGAUGGACUACCUAUGCCCUUUUUGUCUAAAUAGAAGCAUAAAUCAAAGUAUCCUUUUUGCACAUUUGAAACUAAAACAUAGUUUACGUUUUGAUGAGACAGUAACUUGUCGCCAAUUAUCAUGCAUGAAAAUAUGUACUAAUAUUUAUAGUUACAAAAAACACAUUCGUAGCAAGCAUCAAUUGAUUUUUCCAAAUAAUGUAGAAACAUUCCCUCAGAUUGAAGCAGUUAAUUGUGUAGAUUGUAAGGAUACAAGCCCAUUAGUCGACAAUAUUUCUGUUAAUACAGACUUCGAUAAUGAUGUCAGUAAUAUCUCGUCUAUCAAAUUUGAUAUCAAUGAAAUAAAAAACAUUGUCUCUUCGGCCGCUAUCUCUUUUAUUGCAAAGCUACACACUAAUCCCCAUGUGCCGAGAUCAAUCAUACAAACAAUUAUUGAAAAUACUAGUGAAUUAUUUAAAACGUGCGGAUUAGAUUUUCUGAAACAGACAAUGACUGAUGCAAAUAUUUUCGAUACAAGGACAAAAAAUGCAUUAGACAUCAUUUCUAAACCUUUUAAGGGUUUAGAAACCGAUUAUUUACGACAAUGCCACUUCCAAAAAUUUGGGUAUUUAAUAGAACCGAUUCCGUUUACCAUUCAAACUGUUCUUCGUAAAAAAAUUGUAAAAGAUGAAAGUACGCUUGAUUUAAAAAAUUCCGAAGGUCAAUUUAUACCUAUGAGAAAAAUCUUAAAAUCUUUCCUAGAAUUACCGAACGUUUUCAAAGAAAUAACAUCGUACAUGAAAGAAAUUGAACAAUCUAAUCCCAAUAAGAUCGAUAAUUUCCUAAAAGCCAAUCUAUGGCAGAAAAUUAAACUAGAAUUCGCAAAUAAAUCAGUUCUCCCAUUAACUGUUUACUUUGAUGAUCUAGAAAUAAAUAAUCCACUUGGUUCGCACACGGGAGUUAAUAAAAUUGGAUUGAUAUAUUUUAAAAUAACUUGUUUACCACCGGAAUAUUCUUCAUUAUUGGAAAAUAUUUUUUUAACCUUAAUUCAUAAAUCUAUUGAUAGAAAAGACCUAACAGGUCACAUAAUAAAAGAAACAUUUAAUACUACUAAAUGUUACUAAUAAAUGAAUUAAUAUUUCUGAAAAACGAAGGAAUAGUUAUAAACACAGAAAAUGGUGUUCAAAGAGUUUAUUUCGCUUUAGCAUUAUUGAGUGGAGAUAAUUUAGGCUUAAACUGUUUAUUCGGACUACAUGAGUCAUUUAAUUCCAACCAUUAUUGUAGAUUCUGUCGAGAACAUAAAGAUCAAAUGGAAAAACAGUUAAAAGAAAAUAAUACAAUGAUUAGAAAUAAGAAAAAUUAUGAAGCAGACUUAUUAAAUUUACAGAAUGGUAUCAAACAAGGAUGCUUUUUUCAUGACAUACCAAAUUUCCAUUUAACAGUUAACCUUUAUGGCGAUCUCAUGCAUGACCUUUUUGAAGGAAUUUGGAGAUACGAACUGCCCUUAAUUUUAAAACAUAUUGUUGAGAAUAAAAAUAACUUACUAUCAUUAGAUAUGUUAAAUGAUAGAAUAAAAUAUUUUAAUUUUGGCUCAUGUUCUUCGAAUAAUACAUUUCCUAAGUUUACUCAAGCAAAUUUAGCGACUGGUUAUUACACUUGUACGAGUUCUGAAAUGCGUGUAUUAGUUACUACCCUUAAUCUCAUAAUUGGCGAUAUUGUUCCUGAAAGCAAUAAAUAUUGGAAUCUUUAUUUGUCACUAAGAAAAAUAACGUGUAUUUUAACAAAUAAUGAUUUCGACGAAGAAUCGAUAAAAAAAUUAGAGACAUUAAUCUCUGAACACCAUCAAUCGUAUUUAAAUCUUUUCGUCGCUCAACAUUUAUUACCUAAAUUUCAUUUUAUGAUUCACUAUCCGCGCAUAAUUAGAACUAUUGGACCAAUGUGGCCUGUAUCAUGUAUUCGUUAUGAAGGCAAACAUAAAGAUUUUAAAUCAUAUGCAACAGUAUGUAGAUCAAGGAUUAAUGUUUGUUACAGUUUAGCAUUGAAAAAUCAAUUGAUGCUUUGUGAGCGAUUUGUAGGUAGAAGAGGAUUUAGCACCAGAAUUUGUAAAAGUCCUUCAAUAAUCAUAAAAUUGGAUGAUAUUAAAGAAUACAAUUUUUCGUCAACUGAUACAGGGGAAAAUUUGAGUAAAAUAAAUAGUUUUCAGAGUGCAAAAUGGAUAGAAAUAAAUGGUAUUAAAUAUAAUUUAAAAACGAUUCUAAAUAUCAGCGAUGUAACCGAUCGCGAUGAAUUCGCCGAAGUUAAGUAUAUUCUUAUAGGAGAUGAUGUUAAGGUUUUUUUUAUUUGUCAAAAAUUAAAAAUUAUAAUGAACAUUACCAAGCUUACGAUAUUGAAUCAGACUUUGAAUGGUGCUGUAUAGAAGAUGAAAUGUUAAUUUAUAAAAA
Molecule: messenger RNA, 3044 nt
Organism: Chelonus insularis
Lineage: Eukaryota; Metazoa; Arthropoda; Insecta; Hymenoptera; Braconidae
Exons: 3
Coding region: 1718-3019 (433 amino acids)
Source: RefSeq, a predicted model, not a curated record